Molecule: messenger RNA, 1050 nt
Organism: Aspergillus japonicus CBS 114.51
Lineage: Eukaryota; Fungi; Ascomycota; Eurotiomycetes; Eurotiales; Aspergillaceae
Product: tyrosinase family protein
Exons: 3
Coding region: 1-1050 (349 amino acids)
Molecular function (GO): oxidoreductase activity
Source: RefSeq, a predicted model, not a curated record
AUGUCUGCGAAAGCCUCAGUUUCCAUGCUGUUCAGCAUCCUCUCGCUGUGCUUGCUGGGCACUGCAGCACCUGCCUCCCGCUCGAUGUGCACCGAGGACAACAUGAUGGUGCGGAAAGAAUGGUCGAAUCUGACUCUGGCGGAGCGGGUGGCUUAUACGGAUGCGGUAACCUGCCUGCAGAAUCUGCCAUCGAAGCUGGACAGCACGGAGUAUCCGGGGGCCAAGAACCGGUACGCCGAUUUUAUCGCCACUCACAUCAAUUACACCUUCGUGAUGCACCUCGAUGCCCUGUUCUUGCCAUGGCAUCGCGGGUACGUGUGGCUCUACGAGGCUGCGCUUCGCGAAGAGUGCGGCUACGAGGGGGCGCAACCCUACUGGAACUGGCCGGCCUACGCAGGCCCGGACGGGACGUUGGCCAAUUCGACCAUCUUCGAUGGUAGCGAGUAUUCACUGGGCAGCAAUGGGCGAGCCAAUGAUUCGUGCGUCUACAAGGGCCCGUUUGCGAACUACACGUCUCCGUACCCUUCCUUCCCGCAAUCAAUCAUCACAGAUAACAUCCAGAACAAUGGCAGCGGCACCAUCCCCAGUUGGUCUUUCGACUAUGAGCCCUCAUGCUUCCAGCGCGGCCUCAGUGACGAGGCCCUACGCGUGAACAACAACUACAGCUGUAUCGACACUCUCCUGGCGCAGCCCACCAUCGGCGACUUCCAGAACUAUCUCUCCACGCCGGAAGGUGAUUCUCACUACGGUCCUCACGGCGGUGGUCAUGUCGCCAUGGGUGGCAACGGAGCGGACCUGUUCACCAGUCCCACCGAUCCGGUGUUCUUCUUGCAUCAUGCGCAGGUCGACCACAUGUGGUGGACGUGGCAGACGAUGGAUCUCGACACCCGGCGGUACGCCCUGAAUGGGACCAUGACCCUGGAGAAUGUCCCUCCCUCUCGCGAACUCACCCUCGAGGACCUGCUCACCUGGGGCCCCUUGAGCCAGGACCGGACCACUCGGUCCUUGAUGGACAUUCAAGCAGAGCCAUUUUGUUACCGAUACGAGUGA